This is a messenger RNA of Eleginops maclovinus (Patagonian blennie), 9621 nucleotides long. It is a transcript of the gene polq, whose product is annotated as polymerase (DNA directed), theta. The record is from RefSeq and is a predicted model, not a curated record. Gene Ontology annotation, biological process: double-strand break repair via alternative nonhomologous end joining; DNA-templated DNA replication. Gene Ontology annotation, molecular function: DNA-directed DNA polymerase activity; ATP binding; DNA binding. Lineage: Eukaryota; Metazoa; Chordata; Actinopteri; Perciformes; Eleginopidae.
CCGCGGACUUUUUGACUUGACAUUUGUUUAGCGUUGCACGACUUGUUUACACUUAGCAACAUAAAUAAUUAAUGAUUUGGCUUCACUUGUUUUUGAUUGACCACUUCCUUACUUAUGAUACACAUUGCUACAUAUUGUUUAUAACAUUGUCGUGUCUAGAGUCUACUGAUGUCAUGUUAUUGAACGUCCAACUAUUAACUCGUUCGUUAAAAACUGCAGCUCUUCUUCAGUAUGAGCAAAUCAGAUCCUUCGCUGAAAAAGAAAAGCUACAUGGGGCAGCACCAAAUCAAAAAGAAAAGUUUCCAGGCUCCUGAUGAGCCACCAGACGGAGACACACUGUUGCAGAAAACCCAUUACCAAUCCAGCAAAACAAACACUAGCAGAGACAGUCACACGGAUAGAGGAGCAGGGUUUCCACUUGGGGAAUCCACUUUGGCUUUAGAUGAAGAGAUGCUGCAGGUGUUGGAUGCUGUAGACCCCGUGAAGCCUGCUGUUACCGCUGCAUGUCCAACAACAGUAAACAGAAAUGCACAGGAAGAGGCAGCAUCAUCAGCUGCAUUGGCCCCUUUAUGGGCUGACAGAGCACCUAAUUCCACAGGUACUAUCUUACCCCACAGAGCCCCCAGCACCAAGGAAAGAGUGUGUGAGCGUGGUGUUGAAUCUAAUAGACCAGGAUGGAGAGCUGACUGCAAAAAUCUUGCACAGCGGCUUCUGUUCAGCGAGGACUCUGAGGAAGCGGAGCAUAGACAGAGGGGCCCAGACAAUACCAAGCCACCCCCAGCUUCUGCCUGCAUCAAUGGGCUUUCCGGUCAAGAAAUAAAAAACAGUCGGCAAGUAGGCAGCUCCACAAAUAGGCAGACACUCACUCACAGAAGAAAAAACUCUCCUGGUAGCAACGACAAAAAUGGGUCGAAUAUGAAUGCUGAUCCACCACCGGAUGUCUCCAGGGACUACAUCUUGUUCAGCCCCUCCCACCUCGCAGCUGCCAUGAAGAAAGCCAAACUCCAGCAGUCAUUACAGGAUCACUCUGCAUCUGUGCUCACCAUCCCCAGUGGCUUAGACCUCACUACUUUGAGUGACACUUUACCUCCGCCAGGCAUUGCUUUGUGUGCUCCCGCGGGACAAGCUGAGAAGCUGCUUUUAUGCAGUUGGGGCUUACCAAAACCUGUCCUGGAGCGCUACCAGAAACACGGAGUGACUCGCAUGUUCGAAUGGCAGGCUCAGUGCCUCACUGUUGGACAGGUGCUGCAGGGAGGAAACCUGGUAUACUCUGCCCCCACCAGCGCUGGAAAAACUCUGGUCGCAGAGCUGCUGAUGUUGAAGCGUGUAUUAGAGACUAAAAGGAAAGCUCUCUUCAUUCUUCCAUUUGUGUCUGUGGCCAAAGAGAAGAUGCACUACCUUCAGAGUGUUUUUGAAGAGGCAGGAGUUCGUGUGGAGGGAUAUAUGGGCAGCACCUCGCCUGCUGGAGGGUUCGCAAAACUGGAUGUGGCUGUUUGCACCAUAGAAAAAGCCAAUUCCCUCAUUAACAGACUCAUUGAAGAGGACAAUAUGGGUCUACUAGGUAUGGUUGUGGUGGAUGAGUUGCAUAUGGUCGGAGAUUCUGGACGAGGAUACCUACUGGAACUGCUCUUAACCAAAAUCCGCUACAUUUCACAGAAGCAGAACACCACUGGAUCUCUUUUUGAGGGUGUACAGAUCAUAGGUAUGAGCGCCACCUUGCCAAACCUCUCGCUCCUUGCCAGCUGGUUGGGUGCACAGCUUUACCAGACCGACUACAGACCCGUGCCCCUACUGGAGCAUUUCAAGGUGGGCUGCAACAUCUAUGACAAGAGCCUCUCUGUGGUCCGGCAGUUUACUCCUUUACUCCACGUUAAGGGCGAUGAUGACCACAUAGUGAGCUUGUGCUAUGAGACUGUGAGAGAGGGCCGCUCUGUGUUGCUGUUCUGUCCCUCGAAGAACUGGUGUGAGAAAUUGGCGGACAGCAUCGCCAGAGCAUUCUACAACAUCAGAAAUGCUGAUUGUCAGGGCGAAGCAGAGCCUCAGGCAGUGCGUCUGGAUCGUGAUGGAUUAGUGGAUGUUGUAGCCCAGCUAAGAAGAACUCCGGCUGGUUUAGACCCCAUCCUCCAUCAAACUGUGCCAUGGGGGGUGGCCUUCCACCACGCUGGUUUGACUUUCGAUGAGCGCGAUGUGUUGGAGGGUGCUUUUCGACAGUGCACGGUCAGAGUCCUGGCUGCCACCUCUACCCUCUCGUCAGGGGUUAAUCUCCCAGCUCGCAGGGUCAUCAUUCGAACCCCUACCUUCAAUGGACACUUGUUGGACCCGCUCACGUACAAACAGAUGGCCGGACGAGCAGGGAGAAAAGGAGUAGACACUAUAGGCGAGAGUGUGCUGGUGUGUAAGGAGGUAGAGCGUCAGAAAGGAAUAAGUCUCCUUACGGGUACUCUUCAGCCAAUCAGCAGCUGCCUGGUGAGAAGAGAGGGAGAGGGCGUCACCACCAGCAUGCUGAGAGCCAUCCUGGAGAUCAUUGUCGGAGGUGUCGCCAGCACGCCACAGGAUGUGAGGUCAUAUGCUUUGUGCUCACUUCUGGCUGCCAGCAUAAAAUGUGGUGGCAAAAAAGAAUCAAAUGAAGAGACUAACAAAGGCGCUAUUGAGGCCUCUGUUGACUGGCUGAUGGAGAACGAAUUCAUCAGUAUCCAGAAGGACGGACAAGAGGAGCGGUACUGUCCGACCCAACUAGGUGCUGCCACCCUCUCCUCCUCCCUCUCCCCUCCUGAGGCUCUGGGAAUAUUUGCAGAUCUCCAGCGGGCUAUGAAGGGCUUCGUACUGGAAAAUGACUUGCACAUUCUGUAUCUGAUCACCCCAUUGUAUGCAGAGUGGACUACCAUAGAUUGGUACCAGUUCUUAUGUCUGUGGGAAUUACUCCCGUCAUCGAUGAAGAGAGUAGCAGAGCUGGUGGGCAUCCAGGAAGGCUUCCUCGCAAGAUCUGUCACAGGCAAACUUGUCGCCAAGACAGAGAAGCAGCGUAGACAGAUGGCCAUACAUAAACGGUUUUUCACCACCAUUGUGCUACAGGAGCUGGUGAAUGAGGUGCCUUUGGGAACAGUGGCUUCCAAAUACAACUGCAAUCGUGGGCAGUUACAGUCUCUCCAGCAGUCUGCUUCUACAUAUGCAGGUAUGGUUACAAUUUUCUGCAAGCGUCUGGGCUGGCACAACAUGGAGCUGCUGUUGUCCCAGUUCCAGACCAGGCUUAGCUUUGGAGUCCAGAGGGAGCUGGUCGACCUUGUCAGGGUUUCUCUCCUGAAUGCCACAAGAGCCAGAGCACUGUACGCACAAGGCCUCUGUACUGUUGCUGAACUAGCCAGGGCUACUGUAGCUGAUGUUGAGAAAGCUUUGAGGAAUGCUAUCCCAUUUAAGAGCUCUAAGCGUGCAGUGGAUGAGAGUGAGGUGGAGGCAGCAGAGAGACGGAGCCUCCGCUGCGUCUGGGUCACCGGUAGUCGGGCCCUGACGGAACAAGAGGCCGCCAUUGAGAUUGUGUCCGAAGCGAGGCUCCUCCUUCAGGAAGACCUGGCCCACUUAGGAGUUCAGUGGGACCCGACAACACUUCCUCCUGGGGCUCCUGCCGAAUACAGCCCUGAUGACUCGGACACCUCAACUGCAUCAAAUUUGAGCUCACAUGAAGCACAGAUUGACAAAAAAAAAAAUCCCCAGCAAGGAAAGAAGAUUGAGAAAAGUAAAAGUAGAGAUAUUGAAAGAAAUGUAGAGGAGAAUGAGGAGAAAAACAAACGUGAGAAUGGGAUGUCUGAAAGGAAAAUGGAGGAAGAUAAAGAAACAGCCAACGGAGAGCAGGGGUCAAAGCUCCAAGACAGGGUAGUAGGCCUAAACAAAAAACCAGAGGAGCACAGACAAUUAAACAGGACAGAGCCCGAAACCAAGACGAUUAAUGGAGUGCAAGUGGAAAGAAGUGAAGGUACAAAAGGAGAGACAAAUGAAAACAUAUUAACAGCAAAUGAAUCGGAAGGUCAAGAGGAGAGAGAAAGGCAAGAGCACACAAGGCCAAAGCAAGGCGGGGGAGAGCAAAACAAAUCAGAGCCAAAAGAAGGAGAGAGGAGUAAAGAGAUUGUCUCAAUCAUACCAGAGACUCGUCAGGCAAACCGUCCUGUUCCUGAAAGGAGCCUGACACAGGAAUUAGCUGACAUCGUAUCCAGCCCCCUGCCUCUACCAAUGCCACGUCCUCAGCCCACUCCCUCCCCAAUGCCUCCCCCUCGGUUUAGAGCUCCAGUAUCCCGAGUAGAAGAACAACACAUCGUACCUGUAAGGACAUCAGAGAGAGAUGGUGCCACAGGCCUUGCUGCCUCACCUGUGCACCCAUGUAGACUGAAGCACUCGAGAGCCUUAAGCAAAGUCCUCAACUCUAUACAAACGGAAAAAAACCUACAAAAUAACAUAGCACCUGUAGAGAUAUCACACUCAAUACCCUCAGCGCCUGCAGGCCAGGCGACCACAGCAGUUAGUACUCUUGACCCCUUGGAGAAAACCCCUCCUGGUGUUUUUUCCCCUUCAGAUGCAGAUAUGUUAGACAAUCCCCUUAUUCUCUCUCCUGCGUCUGUUCCCUUAUUCUCUCCUGAGGCCAAGCGAAGAAGGAUGUACAGAGGAGAGGUAGAUACAUUUUCAUCUCCUGAGCUGUACGCAGGAGACACAAGAGCUGAAGAGGGAGAUGUUAAAAGAGGAGAGGAGAGUUUCGGUGACAGCUUUGAAUUGGAUACUCAGACAGAAAGAAUGAUUGUUCAACCGGCAUGCCAACAGAGAGAUGAGAAUGACAGAGGUAUGAGUCAAACAGUAGAAACAGAGAAGAUAGAGGGUGUGGUAAAUGCAGCUGUAAAAAUGGAUCAGGACAAAAAUGAGGGAAAUCUUGAAGCCGCUGAAGAUACAUAUCCCAGAUUCAAUGUUUCCAUCACAGAUAGUCAAAUGGAGCUCAUCCUUAACUCCAGCAACCAGGUGAGUAUCUAUAGUCAGCUGUUAUUUUCUCAUUAUAAACACACGUUCAAGUGGCUUAAAAAAAUGUAAAUAUUGUUUUUACAGAAUUCCCCUGGUCCAGGUGGAGAUAAUGAAGUUAUGAAGGCUUCCUCUGAGAGUGUUAACAGGAGCAGUAGCUUUCUGUUUGACAGCCUGUACGACAGCUCUCUGCUGGCUGGUCUCGACGAAUCAGACGAAGAGGAGCCUGUGGGCCAGGAGAUCAUAGACCCUCUUCCUUCGAUCCAGGAGCGAAGACGCAGUGAGCUUCUCGCAAAUCAGCAGGCUGAAAAUCAGGAAGCGGUCCAAUGGGGCGAGUCAUCCUUCAACCUGUCAGAGUGGGGCGACUCGCUGCUGGUGGGCGAACGCUUUCUGGAGAGGCAGAGCUUGCUCAAACACACAGAGAGAGCUCAAGGGGCCACUCGUCAAAAAGCUCAGCAACCCAAUGCAGACAAUGUUCAGCUGUCAGAAUCCCAACCCAAACUCAGUCAGAUACAGCCGCAACCCUCUACUACAACUACCACAAAUCAAAAUGAGCAUGACAAGGAAAACGGCAGUAAUAAUCAAGGCCAUAAACACACAAAUCAACAGCAUAGUUAUGCACAGGAUGACAAUAAACCAGGCAAGAGACAGGAAACGGUGAAUGAAAAGGGUGAUAAUGGUAUGCAUGGAAAGACACAAGUAAAGAGAGUUGAAAGGAAUACUGUAUUGUUGGAUAAUGCAGUUUUAAAACACCCAGAAGUCCAAAAUGCACCUGAAAGCUCUUUUUACUGCAGCCCUGGUUUGCAAGACAUCUUUGACCGCUGGCCUAGUAUGUCUGACCAGCCCUGGCAAAACACUACAGCAGGCCACCUGGCCACCCAUACAAUCAAACAUGGUGCAAACACAGCAGAAGUUCUACAGCCCCCUCAAACCUCGAUACAGGUGGAGAGAAAAGUAGUCGCGCACGUUGUUGUUGCUGAGAGUGAUUCUUGGGAGGAACAACCAUCAAGACGUGACAGUGAAAAUGUAACAGAGAGACCAGACUCUGCCGGUGAUCUUAUUCCGCCAACUCAGGAAACUCCACCUGUCACACCGAGAGUAAAACUGACGACCUCAUCUGUGCAGUCACCUCUCAUCGCUCAGCCACUCAAACAGUCGACUCCCUCAAUUCGGCUGUCACGAAAACAAUUGAUCACAAAAUGUCCUACAUCUGGUCCAGGACACAGUAAAAAUCUAUCAGUAGCUGACACUAAACAGCCUAAUUCUACAUCAGAUCGCAGCCAGGAACACCAGAGGGGAAAGAGAACAAACACUGUUACACGCUCAAGGUCAAAAACAAAACUCUUGGUACACAGUGACCAGAACCUCAGCCCUCCCGGAGGUCAUGCUUCCUCACCCCCCCGGUUGAAGCUCCCCUCUGAUGCUGAAUCCCCUGUGACUGAUGAUGGUUUCACACUUCAGCUGUCCCAGGACACAUUUCUCGGUUCUAGCAACUCAGGGGCCUUCUCCAUUGUAGACGUUGCAAGUGACAGGCGCCUCUUCAACGCGUUCAUCAAUGAGUGGAAAACAAAGGAGCGGUACUCUCUGGCUUUGGCCUAUGAAAAGAGGGAGCUGAGUAAGCAAACUGAGGAGGAAAUAGGAGGGAAACACAAGAGAGCAUCAGCAGCUAACCAGAAGCUCCACAGGGAUGAUGGGUUUCCAGUAAAAGACAGUGAUGGACUGGUGUUGAUAGGACUGUCUGUCUGCUGGGGGGCAAGAGAUGCCUACUACAUGUCUCUGCAGCAAGAGCAGAGCAAAGGUUUGAGCGCCAGUCUGGCCCCCCCUCCACUGGAUGAUGAUUUGCCAGUAAGUGAAAGGCUACAGCAGGUGAAGGCCUGUCUGAGCAGGCCGCCUACAGCUCCAACAGGAGGUGUGGUCGUCACGUUUGACAUCAUCCAGGUGUACAAGAUGCUCGUCAUGAGUUGUGGCAUCAGCUUGGAGGGCAACUAUGAAGAUCCCAAGGUUGCCUGCUGGCUGUUGGACCCUGGCAGUGAGGAGAGGACUCUACCCAACAUGGUGACGGUCUACUGUCCUGAAGAGUUACCUCUGCUGGAUGGACUUGGACACCCGCAUGCACACUGUCCUCGUGUUAGGGCAGCAACCAAGAGCGUGCUCGUACACGCAGUCAUGAACCAUCUGACUGACGGGCUAGAGAAAGACGGCAUGCUUGACUUAUUCAGAAGCAUUGAGAUGCCCUCGCAGGUGUCUUUGGCUCUGUUAGAAUUGAAUGGAGUGGGCUUCAGUGUUGAAGAGUGUGAAAGACAGAAGCAUGUGAUGCAGGCCAAACUCUCAGCGCUGGAGUCCCAGGCUUACAACCUGGCCGGACACAGCUUCUCCCUCACCAGCAUCGACGACAUAGCACAGGUGUUGUUUUUAGAGCUACACCUGCCUCCAAACGGUGAUGUAGGUGGAACCAAAGGUAAGAAGACUCUUGGCUACACCAGACGAGGCUGCGGCAGAGUACGACUUGGAAAGCAGUUCAGCACCACCAAGGAUGUUCUGGAGAAGCUUCGCCCUCUGCACCCGUUGCCUGGUGUGAUCCUGGAGUGGAGGCGGAUCACUAACGCCCUGACCAAAGUGGUGUUCCCCCUGCAGCGGGAGAAGCAGUACCACACCACACUGGCCAUGGACAGAAUAUAUCCCAUCGCCCAGACACACACAGCCACAGGUAGAGUGAGCUUUACUGAGCCCAACAUACAGAAUGUCCCCAAAGACUUUGAGAUUUUCAUGCCCACGGUGGUGGGGGAGAGCCCACCUUCACAAGACGGCCGCCACUUAAACACCAAAACAGGAAAGAAAAGACGCUCUGCGGUGGUCUCAGCUGCAGCUGGCCGUGCAGAACAAGGCCUGGCCUUCUCUGUCAGCAUGAGGCAUGCCUUCGUACCCUUUUCAGGUGGGAUGAUAUUGGCAGCUGAUUAUUCUCAGCUGGAGUUGAGAGUGUUGGCUCACCUCUCUAAGGAUCAACGCCUACUGCAAGUGCUGAAUGGAGGAGCAGACGUGUUUCGCUGCAUCGCUGCUGAGUGGAAAAGCAUUGACCCCGAGUCUGUGAACGACAACCUCCGACAACAGGCAAAACAGAUUUGCUAUGGCAUUAUCUAUGGGAUGGGAGCUAAGUCUUUGGGGGAGCAAAUGGGAGUGGAGGAGAAUGACGCGGCCUGCUACAUAGAGAGUUUUAAGGCUCGAUACAAAGGGAUCAAUGCUUUUCUGAGGGAAACUGUGAAGAACUGUAUUAAAAACGGCUAUGUUCAGACUCUGAUGGGCCGCAGGAGGUACCUACCUGCGAUCACUGACGCCAAUACGCACUCCAGAGGGCAUGCAGAGCGUCAGGCAGUAAACACAACGGUGCAGGGUUCAGCAGCAGACAUUGUGAAACUUGCCACCGUGAACAUCCAGAAACAACUACGAAAAACAUAUCCCGCAGCUCCCCUCUCUCACCAGCACACACACUCAGCCAGCAAUAAUCACAGGUGGCGAACGUCUCAACUCAGAGGAGCAUACUUUGUAUUGCAGCUGCAUGAUGAGCUCAUUUAUGAAACCACAGAGGAAGACCUCAUACAGGUUGCUCAUAUAGUGAAGAGGGAGAUGGAGUCAGCGGUAAAACUGUACGUAAAGAUGAAGGCCAAAGUCAAGGUGGGACCCAGCUGGGGCAACUUGCAGGACCUAGAUAUAUAAUGAAUAUGUGUUGCCAACAAAAAAUACAUUUUGUUUAAGGUUCUAUAAUAUAUGUCUAUCCUUUGUACAAAGAUCUGUAUUUUUAAUCGCUAAGUUAAAAAUGAAAUGCAAGAUAACAUGCAUAUGAGCUCUAAAUGAACUAUUGAAUGUAUUUAUAUUCUUCCACCAGUGUACAGUUACCAAUUAUAUUUCGAGUAUGGAAUUGUAUUUACUGACAUCCCAACACUUGACAUGAGAUGUUAUGCAAGAUGAUAUUCUAUUUAAUGCAAUACAUGAAAUCUUGGUGCUGCAACAGUUAUUUUCAUGAACGAGUAAUGUGCCAAUUGUUUUUUUUUGGUGAAUUGUUCACUUUAUGAAAUGUCAAUUUUUAACAAAGGAACAGAACUUCUUCCCAGAGCUGUUUAGCUGAAGUGUAUGAAUGUAUUAUUAUAUUCAACAAAUAGCCUGUAUCUAAUAUACAUUCCAUAUUCUGUGUGAAGCUGGAACUAAAGUCAGUUUUGCCUUAUUUUCACUACUUCAAAACAGAUGAUUGAAACACUUCAAAUAAAAAUAAGUAGUUGAAGAUUUAUUUUCUGCGAAAAAGUAAUUGUUUCAUAUCUACUGUUACAUAUUAACAAAAAGACACACAGCAGCUUUAGUCUUGUGGACGUCCUGAAAUCGCAUAUUUUAUUGGACCAUUGGUUGAGUUGUCUGUCACAGGAACAUACAUCAUUGUCACAUGUUGACAUUGUUCUGUUUACACUUAUGACAUUCACUGCACAUGAAAUGUUGUCGAUAUGAUAUGACAUUUCCUGUGUAAUGUGAAAUUCUGAACCUCUGGUUAUGGGGAGAAAAAUAAACGUGGCCAAAGAAUCUUUUUGUGUCUUGGAACUUCCUUCCAGAGCGCCUGAAGGUCCUCAAGACCAAAUAUUGUUUCAA